GUCUUCAGAGGCUGAUAUACUGCAGCGCAUGACCUCAAACACACAUUUGUGUCCAGUCUCUGCAAUCUCUCAGGAAUCUCAAGUACUUUAUGUUCCCGGGUCACAAACUCUGGGCUACAUCAUGGGAUUUUCUGAAGAAUUUUAAGUGUGUAACUGCUUUCCCAUCCUCUCCUUGUACGUAUAUCAAAAACGGAUCACCAGUAUAACACUGAUGUACGUCUUUUAAGGCAGCUAAAGCCUUUGAAAAAUGACAGCUGGAGAGCAAAAUGAUUUGCUGGCAUCAGUGUUAUUUUAGCAUAAUUGAGAUUAUAUAUUUUUUUUGAAUUAGUUUUUAUUUUUAUAUUUUUCAUUUUCAUUUUCAUUUUAAUUAAAGUUUUAGAUAUUUUGUUGUGUAUUUGUCAUUUUUAUUUAUUGCUUUUUUUUUUUUUUAAAUAUGUAAAAAAUAUAUUAAUUUUUAUCCAUUAGCUUUUUAGUACAUCAAGCUAAACUAAAUAAAUUUUCUUCUGUUAAUUAAGUUUUUAUUUAGUUAGCUAUAAUAACUCUGGCUGGCACACCGAAGAGAUUGUUCACAUCAUUAAUAUGUGUUUGAGUUCAGUUUGCACCAGUGUUUCACAUGUUUAGUGUGAUUCUUAUUUGUUAGAGUCUUGUUAGCUUUCGUUCCUUCACAUGUGAAGAUGAACCAAGGCCUUGGGCAACUGUUCAGCUCAGAGCUUCGCGUCUCUUUGAUCCUCUCUCAUGUCAGAGGAGGUUUUUCUCUUUUGCUUUAUUGACACUAGUAGUUUCACCUCAGUAAAUAUUCCACUGAUUCCUGACGUUCACAUGACAUGAACUGUGGCGCUCUGAACUGAGCUGCUGUCUGUGUUCUAGGUAGGGAAUUGUCUGUUUCAGUGUCUGUUUUUCUGUAUAUAGAUUUUAUAUACAUGAUGGCCCUGAUUUGCUAAGAUCAGAGAGUGCUAAUUAGUGUGUGCACUUAGUUGAAGAAUAAUUUCACAAAUGAUGAUACAUGCAAGUAGGUUGGAUCCGUCUUUUAAAACAAGGCUAUUGCAUGUGGUGCUUGAACCAAGUACCAGCCACGGCUCUCACUGAAUGCCAUCAUUUAUUUAUUUAUUCGAUAAUAUACUGUAUAUAGGCUUACACUACCAUUCAAAGGAUUGGGGUCAUUAAGUUUUUUUUAAAGAAAAUUUAUAUUUUAUUUAUUAUUUAUAUUUAAAAUAUAUUUUAUUUUAUUCAGCAAGGAUGCAUUAAAUUGAUCAAAAGUAACAGACUUUUACAUUGUCACAAAAGAUUUUGGAGCAUUUAUCCACAGUGUAAGCUUCACAGCACUCCGGAAUCCCACGUGCCAUGUCCUUCACCACCACUGGUCCCUCCCAUCCUCAAGUGUCCUUCGCCAUCACUGGUCCCUCCCAUCCUCAAGUGUCCUUCACCACCACUGGUCCCUCCCAUCCUCAAGUGUCCUUCGCCAUCACUGGUCCCUCCCAUCCUCAAGUGUCCUUCGCCAUCACUAGUCCCUCCCAUCCUCAAGUGUCCUUCGCCAUCACUGGUCCCUCCCAUCCUCAAGUGUCCUUCGCCAUCACUAGUCCCUCCCAUCCUCAAGUGUCCUUCGCCAUCACUGGUCUCUCCCAUCCUCAAGUGUCCUUCGCCAUCACUGGUCCCUCCCAUCCUCAAGUGUCCUUCGCCAUCACUGGUCCCUCCCAUCCUCAAGUGUCCUUCGCCACCGCUGGUCCCUCCCAUCCUCAAGUGUCCUUCGCCAUCACUAGUCCCUCCCAUCCUCAAGUGUCCUUCGCCACCAUUGGUCCCUCCCAUCCUCAAGUGUCCUUCGCCACCAUUGGUCCCUCCCAGCCUCAAGUGUCCUUUGCCACCAUUGGUCCCUCCCAUCCUCAAGUGUCCUUCACCAUCGCUGGUCCCGGCCAGCCACAAGUGUCUUUCACCACCACUGGUCCCUCCCAGGUACAAGUGUCCUUUGCCCCCACUGGUCCCUCCCAGCCUCCUGUCUCCUUCGCCGCCGCCGGUUCCACCCAGCCUCCCACUCCCUCAUUCUCUGACAAUGCCAUUCAGUUCCUUGACCCCACCCCCGCUGGCUCCAUUCAGCCCUUUCACUCCUCCUUCAGUAGCACCUUGGGCUUCCAGGUCUCCAGCUCCGCCCUGUCGAUCCCCUGGCUUCACCUCAAGCCUGUGAGCACUGGACUCCACCUAGGCCUUGCUUCCCAUCGGCUUCAACUUGGCUCCACGCUCCCUCGGGCUCCGCUGGCUCCCUCGUUCCCGUCCGCUGAGCUCUGCCUUCGCUCCGGUUCUGACAUUUUCCUCACUCCCUCCAGGCCUAUGGUGUCACCCCGGGUCUUCGUCUCCUUGCAUCUGCCUGGGUCUCCACCCCUUCUAGCUCCACCUCAGUCUGUCAGGCCUGGCUCCACCUUGGCUCCUCCCUCCAUCGGUUCAGCUGUGGGCCUUCAUCCUAAUGGAUCUGCUCUGGUCACUCCCUGGUUCCUUCCUCCAUCGUCUAGUCCCUGACUCCUCCCUCCAUCAUCUCCCCCUUCAUGUCUCUCUCUGUUGGCUCCUCGGCCUCCUUCUAAUAAUAUUUCACAAUAUUAUUGUUUUUACUGUAUUUUUUGAUCAAAUAAAUGCAGCCUUGGUGAGCAUACGAGACUUCUUUCAAAAACAUAAAAAAAUCUACCCCAUUUUAAAAGGUAGUGUAUAUUAAAAUUAGUUAUAUAAAUGUACAUAUGAAGAGUUUGGUUCCAAAACGCGCUAAACGCCAUUUUUAAAAAAUUGAGUUCUUGCCAAAAUCAGUAUUGUAUAUCGGUAUCUGGGUAUCGGUAUUGAAAAGUCAAUUUUUUAUUUUACUCAAAAUGCGAAAUCCGCUGUGUUAUUCUGUCAUGUUUUCUUCCUUUCUUUCCAAACCGUGAAAAACGCCAGUCUCCUUUCUCUGCAGAAUGCGAUAUAUCCGCUCAACCAAUCACAGCACAGCAUUCCACGCACUGUAAACAGUAAUGGUGACGCCUUGAAUACACCCGGCAUCCUAGUUUUUUUAAUAAAUCUUUGAAAAUCAAAAUCUUGAAUUUUUAAUGUUAUUAUAACCAAAAGAUGCUAUGUGAAAGUUUGAAACAGAAAAUAGUGGUUUUCAUCUUGCCACUUUCUUGGUAAAGAAAACACAUUUUUACUCAAAUUAAUCAAAAUGGAUAUAAACUUGUUGAUUCUAUUGUGAGAAUCAACAUAUGUACGUCCUAUUAUGAGAUAAAAGCUGGCACUUAAAAAUAAAUAUGAAUGAAUAUGACUGACAAAACACAGUCCUUAGUAGAUCAGUUAAGACUUUUUUUUUUUUUAUUUAUUUUUUUUUACAUGCAAUCCUUUAGUAAAUCACGGCCUGCAUGUAUUAUAUAGAUGUUUUGUUGAUGAGUCCGCUAUAUCUGGGUGCCUUCAGUCUUCUGUGUUCUAUUGAUGUACUUUGCCUUGUAUACCUGAAUAUAUUUGCGUGUGAAGCAGAAAGCAGCAUUUGAUCUUGAAAAACAAAAAAGCCUUUGACUUGUCAUGGUGGUGCCCUCUGGGAUUUUCCUGUGAUGUUUAUGUACAGAAACCUGAAGCUGUCAUGGUCCCUGAGCAGAUCGACCUGCCAGAGAACAUGUGCUUUCGCUUUUUGUUGUGGGAGAGACCAAAUUCUUUUGUCCCCCCGUGACCCAUAUCUUCAUAUUUUUUCUCUCAUCUUCAGGUUUCUGGGAGCACCUGUUUGACUUUGACAGGCGAAGUGUUUCUGUAGAACACUUGCUUUGUCCUUCUAAUUUUCCAGAAUGCACAAAUCUUUAUAUGUUUGUUUAAUUUAUGUGUAGUGGUGUAUAGGCCUAUAUGUUAACUAUCAAAACACCUUUUGUCUUUUCGCUUGAAUAUUUUAGGUUAAAUGCAAUUUCUUGGGCAUACGAUCGAUUACCACAGUAAAUAGUUUUGACUCGUCUGUCUUGUUGUAAAAACAAACAAAAAUAUAGGUAGCAAUUUACAAUGUUCCAUGUUAAAUUCAACAUUUAUUUUAAUAUUAUUAUAUAUUAUAUUAUAAUUAAUAUUAUUUAAUGGACCUGACCUGACAGAACUAACAAUGAACAGUUGUAUUUUUAUUAAUUGACCUUAACAAAGAUUAAUAAAUACUGUUAAUUAAUAAAAACAAAUGUAUUGCAAAUCAUUGUAAGUUAAUGUUAAUUCAUGCAACUAACAUUAACUAAUGAGACCUUAAUGUAAAGUGUUACCAAAAUAUUUACUGAAAAAAUGGUAACCUACAAAUAAAUUAAGUGGCUUUAUUCAUGUCAAAUCUAAAUACAUUCAUUUAUACCAACAAAAUACAUUUUUAUGCAUUAAAUCAAGUAAUCAGCUCUUCAUGUAACAGUUGCAGGUUACCAAUUUUUACAGGGUUUACAUUUGUGCACUUAAAACAGAAUCCAACAGACUUGUGAAUAAAAGUUUAAAAUAUGCUAUUAAUACAGCCAUAUUGCUAUUCAUAAAUAUUCUUAACCCUUGAACAUUACAUGUAUUAGCUUUAAAAUCUGGUGUGAAAGAAUCAAUAACAAACCCUGUUACUUGGUUACUUUCGCUCAGUAUCUGUGUUUACCAGAAUGGGCCCUGGGAGGAAUGUUAAAGUGCUGUUUACAUGGAGCAAACUAUACUGCAAUUACUUCUGUAAUGCAUAAUCAGAAGUUCAUCUGCUAGAAAAGUAUUCCCACCUUAAAAGGAUGGAUUAUGCUUUGACCCACUUGCCAUUGGAAGUGCGUUACUGUAAAUUGCAAUUGCAACUGAGAGACGAGUCAAAAUAUUUUUGUGCUAAUAGAUCUUAGAUUGUAUUUAACUCAGAAUAUUCAUGUAGUCCAUGAAUGUAAAUGACCCAAAGCUGAAGUGUGCAGCUUCUUUGGGUUAGACUUGCACUGUAAAUGCUAGACCUCACUCUGGUUGUCCUUGCUCUCUGGUGAUAUGCGUGUACG
Molecule: messenger RNA, 4952 nt
Organism: Ctenopharyngodon idella (grass carp)
Lineage: Eukaryota; Metazoa; Chordata; Actinopteri; Cypriniformes; Xenocyprididae
Product: sialidase-like
Exons: 2
Coding region: 1342-2505 (387 amino acids)
Source: RefSeq, a predicted model, not a curated record